CAUCCCAUCACGCCUUCAUAUCUUGAAAAUGCUCCCAAUCUCAAAACUCUUCUCCGCAAAAAUUUCAUCUUCUUAACAUUUUCAUCUCAACACUCAAACCCUUCUUCUCUGAUCCAUCUUCAAUUUCCUUUCACACCCUUUUCCUCUUCCUCACUAAUCCUAGGUCAGAGUUUUGGGUUUGUCAUUAAAGAUAUUCUGGAAUUGAGAUAAAUCAAGAUGCCGUGGUUUUCCCUUUUCAAGAGUAAUUGUGUUUGCUUGGUGGUGUUUUUUCGCGUGAUUCUGUAAUUUAAUUAGCUGAGGUGAUUAGGCUGUAGAGGAAAUCCUCUAAUCAGUGUUUUUUAUUUUUCAUUAUCAAAACUGCUGUUAAGGUUGAGAAUGUUCAUUGCCAAAGUUGGGUACAUUAAAAUGAGUGUUGGAGUUAUUGCAUACAGUCAAUUGAUGUUGGUUUGCCAGGCUGAAUAUUUUCGUCAGUUGCUUAAGCCUGUUACGUAGUCUAGCUUCAAGUAACAUUGAUUUGGGUUUGGGGAGAGAUUGCCUUGUAUUGAAAUUCUUCAUUAGAAGGCUGUUGGAAAAGACGAAAUUUUAAUUUGUAAAAGUUGCCAUUAUUUGUUAGAUGGAAUUGGAAUUAGCUUAGUACCUGCUGUUUAGUUGUUACAUCCCUGUAGGAGCAUCCAUCCAGCUCUAGUACAAAAUAAUUUCCAGUUGCAUAGGCCAAAUCAGCAUUGCUUGCGCUUAGUUUAGUGAGAGUGACCAGAUAUUUAAUGCAGACUCACGAGUAUUUUCUCUCAGGAAAGGCAGUACAUCCUCUGGCAGAUGAAGCCAUUGGUACUUGUAUGAAUGCUCCACAUGCUUCUGCUUUCGGUACUUACAUGAAUGCUCCACAUGGUUCUGCCUUUGGUACUUAUAUGAAUCUUUCACAUGCUUCUACCUUUGAUGCAGUUUUACCUCCAAGUGCGAGGCAGAUAACACCCUUUGAAAGGUUUAACUUGCAGCCCUCUGAGGUUUGCCCUAAGAAUUUCAUCGUCUUUGAUCAAACAGAUCAACAAAACCGGAUUUUGUUCCAUCCUGCAACGACCUACAAGUUUAACAGUCCUGGCUUCAACAGUCAUGCUACUUGCAAUCAAGAUUUCGAGAAGGAUAAAAUUAAUCAAAUGGAAACGGAAUUGUCAUCUUCUUUUGUAGAGGACUCUAAGGACAUUGAUGCAUUGUUGAGCCUAGACUCGGAUGAACUAGAAGACUAUGAUGAAGAAGAAGUCAGCACUGCAAGGACUCAUGAAAAAGAUGAUAGUACGUCUGAUACUUGCUCCAGUUACUGCACGAAAUCAAGGAAGAAGAGGUUGUUAUCAUCCGCACAUAACUCGUCAGGGACAAAGGGUUACUGCAUCAGUGAAAAGAAACAACACCUAGAGAUGAAGAGGAUGGUGAAAAUAUUGAGAAAUAUCGUGCCUGGUGGAGGCAACCAAAUGGAUACCGUUACCGUUUUGGACGAAGCUGUAAAAUACCUCAAGUCUCUCAAGGUUGAAGUCGAGCAAUUCGGAGUUGGACCGUGAAAAUGUCGGACGAUACAUAUAUGUUGCUGCUGCAGUUGGAACUCUAUCGUUGCCGACUACUUUCCGGCCCUGCGCACCUUCCUCGUAACCGUUGGAGGGAAGAUGCCUUGCAAAUUAAUAAUGACUGACAUUUUACUUAUUCUGGUCAUGUAAGAGAAUUCUGAAAUAAUUGUACUUCUAGCUAGUGAUUUUUUACUUAUGCUUGUUUAUUUACUUUCUGUAUGAAUUGUGGGGAUUGACUGAAGGCUCUUUCUGAAAAUAAUGUCUAUUAUGCAUGUUGCUAUGCCAUGUAUGUAAUGUACUAUCAAUUUAUUGGACUGAUAAUUUCUCCCAUGUGGUUUCAUA
Messenger RNA from Medicago truncatula (barrel medic), 1895 nucleotides. RefSeq names its product transcription factor bHLH144. The record is from RefSeq and is a predicted model, not a curated record. The coding region runs from base 762 to 1550 and encodes 262 amino acids. Lineage: Eukaryota; Viridiplantae; Streptophyta; Magnoliopsida; Fabales; Fabaceae. Gene Ontology annotation, molecular function: protein dimerization activity. The transcript is spliced from 4 exons.